Molecule: messenger RNA, 555 nt
Organism: Desarmillaria tabescens
Lineage: Eukaryota; Fungi; Basidiomycota; Agaricomycetes; Agaricales; Physalacriaceae
Exons: 1
Coding region: 1-555 (184 amino acids)
Source: RefSeq, a predicted model, not a curated record
AUGUCUGCCCUCCUCUCUUCAUCCUCCGACCUAACAACUUGGCGCACACGUGCCCAGCCUUACCCUUCCCCCGACACGUACUCUCCGGUUCGCGCCAACCUCGCUCUCGUCGUCCUGCGCAACAGCCAGGUCGAGCAUUUCGGCUUCACCCUCGCGGUAUUCAAAGAUAAAGUCGCCAUCGAUGCCAAUGGCAACGUCCUUGUUCUCUCAGAGGAGGAUUACACCAACAUGAUGGCUCUCGCCAACGAGGCGGUGGAGCUCCCUGACACGGGCUCCUUCAGGAAUACGUGGAGGGUUGAGCAUCCUGUCACUGAGAAGCCCAUCGAUCGGCUCUUGAUUGCCGUUGGUACUGACAUGAAGGAGGUCAGCGUGCAGGGCUAUGACAAGGAGAAGAAGACUUUGAAGAAUCCCGUUGGUGAUAUCACAGAGCUCCCAUCCGUACUAAGUGACUUGGUGGAAGCCGUUAUGAAAGGCAGAGAGGGAUAUACCUUCCGCAGGAACCAAGUCGAUUCAGAGGCAGUUCAGAAAGUGAAGUCUAUUUUGGGCGAGGUGUAA